CUAAACCAGCAAACUGCUGCAUAAGAAACGAAAGCCCUUCUUACCCCACACAUGAUUGCGAUUCAAAAUUCCGUGUGCCGAAAAUAUGAUGAAGAAGUUACUAAGCAACGGCUCGAACAAAAAUAAAACUCUUAAGUUCGACGAGGGAAUCAAUUUGGACCAAAUAAUUGCAAAGCUAAAACUAAUCGGAGAGAUAGGAUCCGUGGUUCAGAUUUCCGUCCGGGAAAUCGAAGCGGUUUGUUCUCGGGCCAGGGAAGUACUGCUCAAACAGCCAACUCUGCUGGAGAUUCCUGCUCCGAUUAAUUUACUGGGAGACAUACACGGUCAGUACCUAAAUCUCUUGCGCUAUUUCGAGUCCAAUGGCUAUCCGCCGGAUUCGGUGUAUCUGCUACUGGGUGAUUAUGUGGACAGAGGCAAGCAGUCCAUCGAAACAUUGACCCUGCUACUGGCCCUCAAGGCAAGGUAUCCGACCAAGUUCUACCUACUAAGAGGAAACCACGAGUGCUCCAGUAUAAAUCACUUCUACGGAUUCUACGACGAGUGCAAAAGGCGAUACACGGUGAAGUUGUGGCGCACUUUUGUAGAUUGCUACAACUGCCUGCCACUGGCGGCGAUCAUCGAGGAGAAUAUCUUCUGUUGCCACGGCGGUCUGAGUCCCCAUCUGUUUAGCAUGCAGCAGAUACGGGAAAUUCGCCGGCCCAUCGAAAUACCGGAAUCCGGAUUGAUAUGCGAUAUUCUGUGGUCCGACCCUGAUCUGCGGAUCAUGGGCUGGGGUCCCAACGAAAGGGGCGUGAGCCACACCUUCGGUUCAGAUGUGGUCAGUGCCUUCUUGCACCGAUUCAAAUUGAACCUCAUUUGUCGGGGUCACCAGGUGGUCGAGGAUGGCUACGAGUUCUUCGCCAAGCGCCAGCUGAUCACAAUUUUCUCGGCCCCAAACUACUGCGGGGAGUUCGAUAAUGCUGGGGCCAUGAUGUGCAUCAAUCAGGAUUUGUUGUGCACCUUUCGAGUUCAGAGGCCAAUACUAUCGGAGCAGAGGAGACUAUCAGAUAUAAGUGUUUAAAGGUUUAAAGAUUCGUCCGUUCGAUCAUUGUAAAGUAGUUUAUUUUUUUAAACCAUAUUGUAAAUUCCAUAUUCCAGUUAGCGUUAUAAGAAGCACAAUUAAAAUAUAAACAGUUGCAAUUC
Molecule: messenger RNA, 1182 nt
Organism: Drosophila melanogaster (fruit fly)
Lineage: Eukaryota; Metazoa; Arthropoda; Insecta; Diptera; Drosophilidae
Gene: PpN58A
Product: protein phosphatase N at 58A
Exons: 1
Coding region: 86-1060 (324 amino acids)
Biological process (GO): egg-laying behavior; male meiosis chromosome segregation; regulation of pseudopodium assembly
Cellular component (GO): cytoplasm; pseudopodium
Molecular function (GO): hydrolase activity; protein serine/threonine phosphatase activity
Source: RefSeq, marked reviewed